Molecule: messenger RNA, 807 nt
Organism: Geodia barretti
Lineage: Eukaryota; Metazoa; Porifera; Demospongiae; Tetractinellida; Geodiidae
Source: the annotation of a GenBank genome assembly
AUGAAGAUUACGAAUGUGAAGUCUUUUGUUUCAGCAGAUGGACAUUUCUUCGUGAAAGUCGAAACCGAUGCAGGUAUCUACGGUGUCGGUGAGGGUGGACUCCGCCGUCGCGCACUCGCCUUAGCCGAAGUCGUUCGCUCGUUUGAACCCUUCCUCAUCGGCGCAGACCCGUUCCGAAUUGAACACCUAUGGCAGGUGAUGUUCCGAGGCGGCUUUUUCCCUGGAGGUGUCGUCCAAUCCGCGGCAGUGAGUGCCGUAGACAUCGCACUCUGGGACAUCAAAGGCAAAGCCUUGAACGUUCCCGUCUACGAACUUUUAGGCGGACGCACGAGAGAUAAAGUCGUCUGUUAUCCACAUAACGGCGGCGGCUCAAUUGAUGCAAUCAUCGAGAGCUGUCGGCAAACCUACGAAGCCGGUUGGAAGUUUGUCCGAUGGAGUGUGGUUGAUCAUUCUGACAGUGGGGGGACGUUUGAACCCAGACGCGCCAUCCAAAAUACCCUUAAGCAGGUGGAAGCCGUUCGUCAGGCAUUAGGCGAUGAUCUCGAAAUACUGAUUGAUGUGCAUACCCGUCUCGAUCCAGCAGACAGCCUUGAUUUCUGUAACAAGGUCGCACAGUACAAUCCGUUCUUCAUUGAGGAUCCGCUUCGAGCCGAGAACCCCGCGAGUCUGAGACGGCUUCGGCAGCAGACCUCGGUGCCACUUGCCGUCGGUGAGCAAUUUGAUAGUAAAUGGGCGUUCCGAGAAGUUAUCGAAGAAGACCUCAUGGAUUACUGCCGCGUCGAUGUCUGCAUCGCCGGUGCCGUUUGA